This is a messenger RNA of Ylistrum balloti, 1225 nucleotides long. RefSeq names its product xaa-Arg dipeptidase-like. Lineage: Eukaryota; Metazoa; Mollusca; Bivalvia; Pectinida; Pectinidae. The coding region runs from base 1 to 1197 and encodes 398 amino acids. Gene Ontology annotation, molecular function: dipeptidase activity. The transcript has 6 exons. The record is from RefSeq and is a predicted model, not a curated record.
AUGGCCGAGUUAAAGACGGUUGCUUGUGAAGCAAUCGACAAGAUAACAUCUGACCUCAACGACAUCAGUCAGGAAUUGUGGAAAAAUCCAGAGUUAAACUUCAAGGAGCACCAUGCCCAUACCAUAUUGACUAACUUUAUGGAGAAGCAAGGCUUUCAUGUAGACAGGAAUUACAAACUUGACACAGCCUUUCGUGCUACAUUUGGUGACGAUAGAACAGGUCCGCAUGUGGCGAUGUUGUGCGAGUACGACGCACUGCCAGAGAUUGGUCAUGCUUGUGGACACAACCUGAUAGCUGAACUAGGCGUGGCGGCCGGUGUCGGGAUCAAGGCCGCCAUGGAAACAUCCGGGAAACCUAUUGGCAAGCUGACAGUUCUCGGAACCCCGGCAGAAGAAGGAGGAGGAGGAAAAGUCAUCUUAAUAAACAAGCAUGCUUUUGACAAUAUUGAUGUUGUGAUGAUGUCACAUCCGGGUCCAUAUGAUAUUGUGAGGUCACGAAUGAUAGCUAUUAACAGGGUUACAGUCACGUAUAAGGGCAAAGCCAGUCACGCCGCUGCCUUCCCUUGGGAAGGUAUAAACGCACUGGACGCGGCAGUCACGUGCUACCAGACCGUGUCCUGUAUGCGCCAACAGAUGAAGCCGACAUGGAGAGUUCACGGAAUAAUCAGAAAAGGUGGCGUGAAACCAAAUAUCAUACCGGAUGAAGCUGUUCUAGAAUACAACAUCCGGGCACCAACCAAGGCGGAGCUACAUGUGCUCCAGGAGAAGGUCGAGCGUUGCUUUGAAAGUGCAGCAAUAGCAACAGGAUGCAAGGUCGAGUACAAAUAUUCUGAGGUGCCUUAUCUAAACUUCAUCAGCAAUGAAGCACUGGCGUCAUCGUUCGAGACAAACGCAAACUCACUGGGACUAGAUUUCAAGACACAUGAGCCGCCAACAGGCGACGCUUCUCUGGCAUCCUCGGAUAUUGGAAAUGUGUCAUAUCUUGUACCCACCAUCCAUCCCGGCUUUUACAUCGGAACAGACGAUGCCAACCACACCAAAGGCUUUGCCAGUGCUGCAGGUGCCCCAACCGCCCAGCCGUACACUGUACUACAAGGAAAGGCAAUGGCGAUGACAGCCAUUGACAUAUUUACAAACAAAGAUCUUUUACAUAAAAUCAAAGCUGAAUUCGAUAACGAACCACAGAGAAAGAAUUGAAAGCAAACACUGUUGGAAUAAAGAAACU